Messenger RNA from Podarcis raffonei (Aeolian wall lizard), 872 nucleotides. Its product is annotated as kyphoscoliosis peptidase-like. The transcript is spliced from 7 exons. NCBI's taxonomy places the organism in Eukaryota, Metazoa, Chordata, Lepidosauria, Squamata, Lacertidae. The record is from RefSeq and is a predicted model, not a curated record. The coding region runs from base 115 to 783 and encodes 222 amino acids.
CCCGGCUGGAAGCACUGAACUGUUCGUCCUGCUGCGUUGGUGCUUUUUCUCCGGAGUAGAAAAACAACCACCUGGACGUCUCCGCUGAGCAUCUACUACGAAGAGGUUUCCAAGAUGGGAGAAGGACAAGGAUCAACGCAGCCUCCAGAAAAUCUGAAUCGACUUUCUCGACUGAAUAUUUCAUGUUUGUUCAUACUUUGUCCAUGGGUUGAACGCGAUAAGAAAUCAAUGCCGAUAGACUUGGCAGAGUUUAAGGAACUGGAUGCCUACGCACAGAAGGUGAAUGUCAAGGAUAGCGUGGAAAACCUGGUGAGCGUCUUGCUCCAAAAAGCCCACAGUGACCUGGAGAAAGUCCGAGCCAUUUGGGUGUGGAUUUGCCAUCAUAUUGAAUAUGAUGAGGAAGGCUGCCGUGACAGAGAGAAGCUGGCUUUAAAGCCAACCGAUGUCCUUCGGUCAGGAAAGACUAUUUGUUCUGGAUAUUCUCUACUCUUUGCAAAGAUGUGCAGUCUUGCAGGGAUACGGUGUAGGUAUUUGGUUGGCAGAACAAGGAACAUGAAGAGGCACGCCUGGAAUGCUGUUUAUCUUGAUGGAAAGUGGCAUCUUCUGGACUGCACAUGGGGAAGAUGCGGGAUCCUUGGCAGAUGCAACGACUACUACUUCCUUACGCAUCCUGUUCUGUUUGUUGAGAAUCACCUCCCGGAUGACCCCAAGUGGCUGCUUCUCAAACAGAUAAUGAUGUGUGCAGCAGUUGCAUUUAUUUCCAAAAGAAAGGCGCAAAAUUAAGUACAGUGGACGCUUGGGUUGCAGACGUGAUCUGUGCGGGAUGCACGUUCGCAACCCGCAUCACUCGCAACCCGCCUCUGCGCAUGCAC